Messenger RNA from Ilex paraguariensis (yerba mate), 731 nucleotides. Lineage: Eukaryota; Viridiplantae; Streptophyta; Magnoliopsida; Aquifoliales; Aquifoliaceae. The record is from the annotation of a GenBank genome assembly.
UACAAAGUAAGGCUUGUGGCCAAGGGAUACUCACAGCAGUUUGGGAUAGAUUACACAGAAAUGUUUGCACCAGUCGUUCGUUGGGACACCAUUCGAAUGAUUCUAGCUCUUGCUGCUCGCAAAGGUUGGAGUGUGUACCAGCUUGAUGUGAAGAGUGCUUUCUUGCAUGGGGACUUGAAUGAGGCAGUGUUUAUUGAGCAACCUUGGGGCUAUGAAGUGAAGGGAGAAGAAGACAAGGUUUAUAGACUCAAGAAGGCCCUAUACGGACUUAAACAAGCCCCUUGAGCUUGGUACAACAAAAUUGAGUCCUAUUUCAUGAAAGAAGGUUUCGAAAGGUGUCUGAAUGAACAUGUCUUAUUUACAAAGGCAAAAGAAGGAGGGAAAUUGCUUAUGGUGAGUGUGUAUGUUGAUGAUCUCAUUUUCACAGGGAAUGAUGAAGCAAUGUUCGAAAAGUUCAAGAACUCUAUGAAGCAAGAGUUCGACUUGUUUGAUCUUGGGAGGAUGAAAUACUUUCUCGGUGUGGAAGUGGAGCAAAGCAGUGAAAGAAUCUUCAUCAACCAAAAAAAGCAUGCUAAUGAAGUGCACGAAAGGUUUGGUAUGGAGCAUUAUAAUGCGGUAAAAAAUUCAAUCGUACCAGGUUUUAGGCUUGUGAAAGAUGAAGGUGGCGUUGUUGUUGAUGCAACUGCUUACAAACUGUUGGAGUAUAGAUAGUAGUCUAGGUUUAUUAGGAU